CACCUAAAUCAAUUGACGGAGAGGGAGUAACGUGAUUGCGCGAGAUGUUUUAUACUUGCAUAGCUUACCGGGCAUGAAUAAAUCAGAGCACUUCACUGUGCUUAUUAAAUUCUUCCAUCACAAAGCCUUAAGCACUUCCGGUAUAUUAACCUCUGCUGGUCUCUCCGGCGAUCGUUUCACCGGCGUAAAAUCUGCGAUCUUACAGAGAUGAAAUGCUGGGGCAUGGCAUAGUUUAAAAGGAAGAUCGCAUCCAAACGAAAAUAAGAAUUGGCAGAGAGAAGACAUGGCUGAUUUUGUGACAUCUACUCAUAGAACCAAGUGGAUUUUUACUCCCCAAGAUAUUAAACAUAAGUAUAAAGUUGCUAAUCACAGAGCGAAACAAGCACUGGAGAAGUAUGGAACAACGCGAAUGGAAGUUGAUAUUGAUGGGUCGUUCUCGUAUGCUGAAAGCCAAAAUGACGCCAAAGAUAAUGCUGAAAAGCGUCCUAAACCACUCAAGGUUGAAGAAGAACAACUUCUAAAGGCUUUCUACGAGUUCAAAAUUCAAGACGUCUGUGAUGCCUUUAAGUUCCCACGUAAGAUUCAGGCGACAGCUCUCAUUUAUUUUAAGAGGUUUUAUCUACAAUGGUCCGUGAUGGAACAUCACCCCAAAGACAUUAUGUUAACCUGCAUAUAUGCAGCUUGCAAGGCAGAGGAAAACCAUGUAUCAGCUGAGGAGCUUGGGAAGGGUAUUGGACAGGAUCAUCAUGUAAUCCUCAACAAUGAGAUGCUGGUUUUCCAGAGUCUAGGAUUUGAUCUAAUUGUUUACUCUCCAUAUCGUGCUCUUGAAGGUUUUAUCAGUGAUUUAGAGGAAUUCUGUGGAGCUAAAGAUGAAGACCAGCUUGUGGCUCUGAAGGGUUCACUUGAUACUGCUAGGACUGAAGCAGAUAAGAUUAUGCGUUCUGAUGGACCACUUCUUUUCCCACCUGGGCAGUUGGCAUUGACAGCUUUACAUAGAGCUAACGCAGUGCAUAGCAUAUUUGAUUUUGAGAGGUACCUAAGAAGUGUCCUAUCACGUUAUCAGCCAGCUCAUGCCAUUUCAGAACUUACUGGUUCUAUAAAUGCCAUUGAUUCUUUGAUUGGUAAACUUUUGACUCCGACCUCCAAAGAUGUGAAGCACGUUGAUCGGAAACUCAAAUCAUGUCUUGAUCCGGGUUCACAUGACAAGAGUAAAAAAAGGAAGCAUAGAUCCAAAGAUAGCUCACAUGAGGCUACUGACUUAUAUUGAACUGCUCUAACUCAAGUUUGUAGCUUCAAAGCAUAUCUUCUUUGCCCAGUGGAAAUAGUGUUUCUCAUUGCUGCUCAUCAGUUCCCUAAUAUAGAACAAAAAUUGAAGCCAGACUGUAGAAGUAGAGGCGGGUCGAGGAUUUAAGAUCACAAAUUUCUCAUGACUUUUUUCUUAAAUUUUGUACUAUGAAAUCAAUCAGUAGUUUAAACUUCUGAGUGUUAGUUAAUCUGGAAUUUACUGUUUGGAGAUGUAAAAGCUCACUUUUUAGAAAUGAGAAUGUUGUUCUUAAUGAGAACUUCAAAGUUUAAUAUGCAGUUCUUGCUUUUUUAAAAUU
Messenger RNA from Solanum pennellii, 1601 nucleotides. RefSeq names its product cyclin-H1-1-like. Gene Ontology annotation, cellular component: nucleus; transcription factor TFIIK complex. The record is from RefSeq and is a predicted model, not a curated record. The transcript has 14 exons. Lineage: Eukaryota; Viridiplantae; Streptophyta; Magnoliopsida; Solanales; Solanaceae. Gene Ontology annotation, molecular function: cyclin-dependent protein serine/threonine kinase regulator activity. The coding region runs from base 284 to 1267 and encodes 327 amino acids. Gene Ontology annotation, biological process: regulation of cyclin-dependent protein serine/threonine kinase activity; regulation of transcription by RNA polymerase II.